Molecule: messenger RNA, 1383 nt
Organism: Trichoderma aggressivum f. europaeum
Lineage: Eukaryota; Fungi; Ascomycota; Sordariomycetes; Hypocreales; Hypocreaceae
Exons: 2
Coding region: 1-1383 (460 amino acids)
Biological process (GO): phenylalanyl-tRNA aminoacylation
Cellular component (GO): mitochondrion; cytoplasm
Molecular function (GO): tRNA binding; phenylalanine-tRNA ligase activity; ATP binding
Source: RefSeq, a predicted model, not a curated record
AUGGGGCAAUACAAGGAAGAGAUACGAUGCUCUACGACAACGGGGUCUAAAGAAUCAGAAUCAACAUCGACAGUGACUAUCCGCGGAGACACUCAUCCCACACAGAAGCCUUGGUUCAACGUGCCGCGAAACAUUGUCGCCAAAACAUCAAGGCGUCUCCAUCUCCAGAAUGACCACCCAAUCGCCAUCACGCGGCAGAUCAUCCAGGCCAACUUCCCGCGGCCAACGUACAAGUACUACAACGAAUACAGCCCCGUGGUGACGACAAAGCAGAACUUUGACUCGCUGGGAUUCCCGGCGGAUCACCCUGGACGGGCUCUCACCGACACGUACUAUCUCAACGAGAAGCUGCUGUUGAGGACACACACCAGCGCGCAUCAGGCGGAUACCUUUAGGGCGAACGAGAGCGACGGCUACCUCAUCUCGGCGGACGUGUAUCGACGAGACGCCAUUGACCGAAGCCACUACCCAAUCUUCCAUCAGAUGGAGGGCGCGCGGUCAUGGGAUCGCAACAAGGUGUCCGACGGAGACAUUGCGGCGGCGGUCGUGGAGGAUAUUGAGCGUCUGCCCAAGCACGACGUGGUGGUGGAGGAUCCCAACCCGCCCAUGCAUCCUGAGCGAAACCCACUGCAGGAGGCUCAUCACUCGGCGGCGGAGGCUGAGGCGCUCGGCAAGCACCUGAAGCGGUCACUGGAAAACAUGGUGGUCGACAUCUUCACUAGAGCAAAGGCGGCGGCCAUCAAGGACGACCCGGAUUUUGUGGAUGAGCCCCUGAGGAUGCGGUGGGUGGAGGCAUACUUUCCCUUUACCAGCCCGUCGUGGGAGCUCGAGGUGUAUUACGCUGGCGACUGGCUCGAGGUGCUGGGCUGCGGCGUGGUCAAGCAGGAGCUCUACAUCAAUGCCAACGUGCCAUCGCAGGUGGGCUGGGCCUUUGGCAUCGGCAUCGACCGCAUCGCCAUGCUGCUGUUCAAGAUUCCGGACAUCCGGCUCUUCUGGUCCGAGGACGAGCGAUUCCUGUCGCAGUUUGCGGGCGUCUCGGCCAGCCUGGACACGCUAAAGCCCUUUGUGCCCUUCUCCAAGCACCCGCCCAGCCCCCGCGACGUGUCGUUUUGGAUCCGCUCGACGUCGCCGGCGGGCGGCAACGACAAGGCCGUCUUUCACGAGAACGACGUGAUGGAGCUGGUCCGCAGCAUCGGGGGCGAUGAGGUCGAGAGCGUGAGCCUCAUUGACGAGUUUGUCCACCCCAAGACGGGGCGCAAGAGCGUGGCGUACCGCAUCGUCUACCGCCAUCUGGAGCGCACGCUGACGGGCACCGAGACGAACGCCAUUCACGAGAGGGUGAGGAAAGCCUUGGUGGACAGACUCGGUGUCGAACUACGGUGA